AUGUUGUUGAGAUUUUUAUUCUAUUGUGUUAUAAUUACAAAUACCAUUUGUGUAAUAGUUAAAACUGGUGCAACCGUAAAUAACAAAGAUCCAAAUAUAAUACUAAUAUUAACGGAUGAUCAAGAUUUUGUACUACAGGGAUUAUUUCCAAUGAUCCAAGCCCAAAAGCAUAUUGCUUUGAAAGGAAUCACAUUUAUGAAUGCGUUUACAUCAUCUCCUAUAUGUUGUCCAUCCCGGGCAUCGUUAUUAAGCGGUCUGUAUGCUCAUAAUACUAAAACCAAAAAUAAUUCAGUUGCGGGUGGAUGCUAUUCAAAUCAUUGGAAAUCCCAUAUUGAACCAAAAUCUUUGCCAGUUCAACUUAAAAAUGAAGGAUAUCAAACAUUUUUUGCUGGUAAAUAUUUGAAUGAGUAUAAUUCAGUAAAAGUUCCACCUGGAUGGACUGAAUUUUUUGGAUUACAUGGAAAUUCAAAAUACUAUAAUUAUACAUUGACCGAGAAUGGAAAAAUUAAAAAUUAUUCUGAUAAAUACUUAACAGAUUUGUUAAAUGAGAAAAUUUUGAAUUUUCUUGAUACAAAAGAUAAAACCAAGCCAUUUUUUGCAAUGUUGACCCCACCGGCUCCACAUGAACCAUUUACGCCAGCUGAUCGUCAUAAUGGUUCAUAUACAGGCACUAAAGCUUUACGUACACCUAAUUUUAAUCAAGUCUAUGGCCCACUUGAAAAGCAUUGGCUUGUAUCAUCGAGUAAGAGAAUUCCUUGGUCUGUUCUAGAGACUAUGGAUAUAUAUUUCCAAAAACGUUGGGAAUCAUUAUUAGCAGUUGAUGAAAUGAUUGGAAAUAUUAUUAAUAAAUUGAGUAAAAUAAAAGAAAUUGAUAAUACUUAUAUAAUAUUGACAUCGGAUAAUGGUUAUCAUAUUGGACAAUUUGCUCAACCAUUUGAUAAACGUCAACCAUAUGAAACUGAUAUACGAGUACCGUUUUUAAUAAGAGGACCUAAUAUACAACCGAAAUCAAUAUCAACAUAUCCAGUUGCAUUGAUUGAUUUAUAUCCUACAAUAUUAAAUAUAGCAAAUAUACCAUUAUCUGGUAUGGAAGAUGGUAUAUCAUUCAAUAAAUAUUUAAGUAUAAAGGAAAGUGAUUAUGAAUAUGAUAAGAAUUAUCAUCGACAAAUUUUGAUUGAAUAUUGGGGUGAAGGUAAUGAUAACACAUGGAAUCCAGAUUGUCCAUAUAAACGUAUUGAUCAUUUAUCAUUAUGCAAUGCCGCAGCCGAUUGCCAUUGUCAAGAUUCAUGGAAUAAUACAUACUCAUGUAUACGUCAUUUUACCUAUAGAACAAAUCGUAUUUAUUGUGAAUUUAAAGAUGAUCAGAAUUUCGUGGAAAUAUAUGAUUUACAAACAGAUUUGUAUCAAAUAGAUAAUUUAGGUAAUAAAUUAUUACCAUCAGAAAGAGCAUUAUAUAGUUUAGCUUUGAAAAAUUUAACUCGUUGCACUGGAAUUACUUGUCGUGAAACUGGAUGGUAAUAAAAGAAUCAUAGUAAAAUUAUAUGCAAAAUCUAGCAAAAGAAUAAAAAUCAGAAAAUAAAAUAAAAAAAAACUGAAGCACAAUAAAUAAAGGAAAAUCUUAGUGUUCAAGAGCUUAAUUUGUUUAUAAAAUUUUGAUUUAAUUUAUGCUAAAAACAAUCAUUUAAAAAAUAUUUUAUUAUUUUCAAUUAUGAACUCAUUAAGGCAUUGUCUAACUAUAAAAGAAACUUUACGAUUAUGAAAUAAAACAAGAAAAUAUUAAUUAAUAGAAAAAUUA
Condylostylus longicornis is the source of this 1795-nucleotide messenger RNA. RefSeq names its product N-acetylglucosamine-6-sulfatase-like. The record is from RefSeq and is a predicted model, not a curated record. NCBI's taxonomy places the organism in Eukaryota, Metazoa, Arthropoda, Insecta, Diptera, Dolichopodidae. Gene Ontology annotation, biological process: glycosaminoglycan metabolic process. The transcript is spliced from 5 exons. Gene Ontology annotation, molecular function: N-acetylglucosamine-6-sulfatase activity; glycosaminoglycan binding. Bases 1 to 1518 code for a protein of 505 amino acids.